Messenger RNA from Periophthalmus magnuspinnatus, 2717 nucleotides. It is a transcript of the gene cfap251, whose product is annotated as cilia and flagella associated protein 251. Bases 1 to 2706 code for a protein of 901 amino acids. Gene Ontology annotation, molecular function: protein binding. NCBI's taxonomy places the organism in Eukaryota, Metazoa, Chordata, Actinopteri, Gobiiformes, Gobiidae. The record is from RefSeq and is a predicted model, not a curated record. Gene Ontology annotation, cellular component: sperm flagellum. The transcript is spliced from 20 exons.
AUGUCCGGACAGUCUGAAGUUUACUCCGCGACCAAAAACACUCUUUUCUCUAAAAACAGUGACCCCAGCCCCUCCAACACGCACGCUCUGACUCUAGAAUGGGUGUAUGGGCGGACCCCCUCCCUCCCCGUCCUCGCUCUACAGGACCACGACCAGCAGGUAGUGUUGUAUGCUGCAGCCAACGUGGGGGUCAUCUACAACCACACGUCCAACUCCCAGCACAUCCUGCAGGGUCACAGUCAGAACCUGAGCUCUGUGUGUGUGAGUGACGACAGACGCUGGAUCGCCACCGCUGACCCCUCCCCCAUGGCCAUCGUGUGGGACUCCUACUCCGGGAUCCCGGUGUGCACGCUGUUCCACUGUCACCCCAAACAUGGCCUCACAGACAUGGCGUUCUCCAGAGACGCUAAGUACCUGGUCACGCUGGGGGCAGGAGACACACAGCAACAUGUGUGCGUGUGGGACUGGACCGGUGACAUACAGACCCCCCUGUGCUGCUCCGAGCUCAACCCAAACCACGGCCUCCAGAGGCACAUCCUGUUUAAGUCCAGCGGCUCUGAAUUUCUGAGCUGCAGCCAGACUCAUGUGCUGCUCUACACACUGGACCAAAACUCUCUGUCGUACUGUGCCCUAAGGCUGAGGAAGGGUGGAGCUGUGGACCUGCGCUUCCCCACCUCUUGUUACAGCAUAUGUGCAGCAGAUGGGGCUCUGGUGCAGACUGCAUUUCACUGGAGAGAGCCGCAGGUGCUCACAGCGACAGCAGGGGGCAGUGUGGUGGUGUGGGACCUCAGCAAAGGCAUGACCACAACCAAAGGACUGACUAAUGUGACCGCCAUACACCUGCAGCAAGCUCCCUUCACCGCCAUGAGUGUCACAGACAGUUGUUUGGUGACUGGAGACGCAGAGGGGGUGGUGAAGUUCUUCAGUCAGAAUUUCCUGCUCUUGGCCUUUUACUCAGACCUGGUCCAGGAUCCGAUCUCAUCCAUCUCCCUCUCCUCAGAGUCCACAGCCGGGUACCUCGUCCACUGUCCCACCUACAAGAAACAAGUGCUCAUAAGGAACUUCAUUGUGUCGAGCACUGGCUCCUCUGUGCUUCAUGUGAACUCAGAGAGCGCAGAGGCACAGAGUGUCCUACAGGAGGAGCCAGAGCCCAUCCACGCCCUAUGCUGUCACCCCUCACUUCCCCUCCUGGUGACGGGGAGCAGCGGCGGCAUGCUUAAACUCAGAGACAUGUGCAGCCGACGCACAGUGACCCAGAGGGAGUUCAAACAAGAGGAAGGUCUCACCUGUGUCACCUACGACCCCUCAGGUAAGCUCUUGGCUGUGGGCUUCUCCUCUGGCUCUGUGGAUCUUCUGGACUCCAGCUCUCUGAGGACUAACCCAGAGCAGGAGUUUCAUCUCAGUAAAGACUCCAUAAACCUGCUCAGUUUCUCUGACGACUCUCUGUACCUCGCUGCUGCUGACAGUGGCUUUGCAGUCUCUGUGUUGCGGCGUGUCUCUGCUGGAGCUCCGUGGGAGAUUUUAGGGCGUCACCGAUCUCACUACAGCCCGAUCCAGAGCCUCCUGUUUGGGCUUCAGUUGGACUCCACACUGCCCCGCCUGCUCUCCUUGGGACUGGACCGCAGACUGGUGGAGUAUGACCUUGAGCUCCACAGUGGCCUCCCUGUCCUCUCCUGUCAGCGGGUGGAGCAGAGGGCGGUGCCUCUGGGGAUGACCUGGUACCCUCCUCUGAGCACAGAACAGUUCCUCCUGAUUUGUUCUGACCAAUACAAGCUCCGACUCAUCAACAGCACCACGCACAUGUGCAGGAGGGUGGUCCAUGGCCCAGUCUACGGCUCUCCUCUGCAGAGAGUUCUGGUUCUGCAAAAGACCCAAGAGGAUCAGAGCAGGAACUACUAUAUGGCCUUCAUCACACAGACCAUGGUGGGUCUACAGGUGCUCCCUGCCGAUGGAAACCCAUUUAAGUCCCAGGCUCUGGUCUGUCACCCGUCUGGGGUCCAGACUCUGAGCGCUUCCUUCGAUGGCACCCAUGUUGUGACCUCAGGAGGAGCCGACUUCACAGCCAGGAGCUGGAGCGUCUCCACCGAAGCUCUUGAUGCGGCUGCUGCUCUGGGAGGCUCAGGGAUGGAGCCGUUCUACUCCAUGUUGGACGGAGGACGAGACGGAACCUUCUACAAGGAGGUGGAGGACCUGUUCUAUUACCUCCAGCUGCGACACCAGGGCAUAGACACAGAACACAGGAGACACGUCUCCACCACCAUCCCUCUGAACCACGUCUCCACCAUGAUGAGGGCCAUCGGCUUCUUCCCCACAGAGCAGGAGAUUGAGGACCUUCAGAAUGAGGUGAAGUUCAGCAGAUACGCAGAGACGGGACAGUACGUGAUGGAGCUGUGCCUGGAGGACUUCAUAAAGUUGUAUGUGAACCACAGACCUGCGUUUGGACUGGUGAAGGAGGAGCUGCAGGAGGCCUUCAACCUCCUCAGAGGAGAUCAGGAGAACAUGGAGAGGAGCGCUUUGCUACAGAUGAUACAGAGCCAAGGAGAGGCCAUGACAGAGGACGAGGUUCUCCAGAGCUUUUCCUCUCUCCUGGACCUGAACAAAGACCAGGACUCCCCCAGAAGCUCCAAGAGUUUCCUGCCCUCUGAGGUGUCUGUGGAGACCUUAGCUCAAAUCCUGGGCUUUUCUGACCGACCUCCAAAAACAUGAACCCUUACACC